This is a messenger RNA of Eublepharis macularius, 2051 nucleotides long. It is a transcript of the gene NT5E, whose product is annotated as 5'-nucleotidase ecto. The transcript has 9 exons. The record is from RefSeq and is a predicted model, not a curated record. Gene Ontology annotation, molecular function: nucleotide binding; metal ion binding; 5'-nucleotidase activity. Gene Ontology annotation, biological process: AMP catabolic process. NCBI's taxonomy places the organism in Eukaryota, Metazoa, Chordata, Lepidosauria, Squamata, Eublepharidae. Gene Ontology annotation, cellular component: plasma membrane. The coding region runs from base 48 to 1784 and encodes 578 amino acids.
CCCGCUGUGCGUUUCAGUGUAGUGCGGGUGAGCGUGGCGUAUCCAACAUGGAGAGGCAGCGCGCCCAGAAGAAAUGCGCGCAACGAGUUCCCGGGAUGCUGCUGCUGCUGCUGCUGCUUUGCGAUUCGCACUCGACUGCUUUCGAGCUCACUAUCCUGCACACCAACGACGUCCAUGCCCGAGUGGAGCAGACCAGUCGCGACUCCGGCAAGUGCAUCGGGCAGGAUUGUUACGGCGGCGUCGCGCGCAGGGCUACCAUGGUCAAGCGGAUCCGCGCAUCUCAGCCCCACGUGCUGCUCCUCGACGCCGGCGACCAGUACCAGGGCACCGUCUGGUUCAGCUACUUCAAAGGCUGGGAGGUGGUGCGCUUCAUGAACCUCCUGCGCUACGACGCAAUGGCAUUGGGAAACCAUGAGUUUGAUAAUGGUGUGGCUGGAUUAUUGGAUCCACUGCUUAAAAAUGUUAACUUUCCUAUUUUAAGUGCAAAUAUUAAAGCAAGUGCUGAAUUGGCAAAUAACAUCACAGGGUAUUUCCUUCCUUAUAAAAUAUUAAAUUUUGGCUCAGAAAGAGUGGGAAUUGUUGGCUAUACCACAAAAGAGACGCCUGUUCUUUCAAACCCUGGGCAAGAUUUAUUGUUUGAAGAUGAAAUUGCUGCAUUGCAGUCCCAAGUGGACAAACUCACUACUUUGGGAGUAAACAAAAUCAUUGCACUGGGUCACUCAGGUUUUCCUGUGGACCAAAGCAUUGCUCAAAAAGUGAAAAACGUGGAUGUCGUGGUUGGGGGGCAUACGAACACAUUUCUUUAUACAGGGACGCCACCUUCAAAUAAUAUACCAGCUGGUGAUUAUCCAUUCAUGGUGAAAUCUGAUCAUGGCCCUCAAGUACCUGUUGUUCAAGCUUAUGCUUUUGGAAAAUACCUUGGUUACUUGAGUCUUACAUUUGAUAAACAAGGAAAUGUAAUAAGUGCAUCAGGAAACCCUAUCCUACUAAACAACAGUAUUCCAGAAGAUGCAGAGGUGAAGGCACAAGUUGAUAUGCUGAGGGUUCAGCUGAAUAAUUUUUCUUCCCAGGAGAUAGGAAAAACCAUUGUGUACCUGAAUGGUACAAGUGAAGCAUGCCGUAUCCAAGAAUGCAACAUGGGAAAUCUGAUUUGCGAUGCUGUGGUUUACAAUAAUCUUAGACAUCCAGAUGAUAAUCAGUGGAAUCAUGUUUCGAUGUGCAUCAUAAAUGGUGGUGGAAUACGGGCACCCAUUGACGAACGAAACAAUAAUGGUACCAUUACUUUGGAAGAGCUGCUAGCUGUAAUGCCCUUUGGAGGCACUUUCGAUUUGCUACAGAUCAAAGGUUCAACUCUGAAAGAAGCUUUUGAGCACAGUGUUCAUAGACAUGGGAAAGGAACAGGUGAACUGCUACAGGUUGCUGGUAUACACGUGGUAUAUGAUCUUUCCCAAAGUCCAGGAAGCAGAGUGGUCAGUCUAGAGGUUCUUUGCACAGAGUGUAGAGUCCCGGUCUACAUGCCGCUCCAGAUGGAAAAAACAUACAAAGUGAUUUUGCCUUCUUUCCUUGCUGGAGGAGGAGAUGGGUAUUACAUGCUAAAAGGAAGCUCAAAUAACCAUAGUAGUGGUGACCUUGAUGUUGCAGUUGUUUCCAACUAUAUUUAUAGGAUGGGGAAGGUAUUUCCAGCAGUUGAAGGUCGUGUGAAGUUUUCAACUGGAACUAUAGUCCAGGGACAGCAUAAUUUUGUUUUUGGAUUAUUUGUUAUACUUUUGUGCUUCGUUCUUUAAUAUUUUAUUUUGAUUCUUUAAAUGCAAGUUUGGGGUUCCGACUGGAAUUUUUCUAGAUCUAGCAGUUGGUUAACAUGUUAACACAAUCCCAGGCUCCAGUUGAUUUGAAGACUGGGAGGCCAGUAUGUAAAUUGUAAAUAGUACCAGUGCCACUGGAAGAAACAUGUUUUAUGGUUUAAUAUAUCUGUAUGUGUAAGUAUUUGGACCAUGUUAUACCAGUGUAAAUAAUUGAUGAAACAUGCCUUUGACUUCUAAAAUAAAUGAGCA